Molecule: messenger RNA, 1041 nt
Organism: Numida meleagris (helmeted guineafowl)
Lineage: Eukaryota; Metazoa; Chordata; Aves; Galliformes; Numididae
Gene: RAD1
Product: RAD1 checkpoint DNA exonuclease
Exons: 5
Coding region: 109-954 (281 amino acids)
Biological process (GO): DNA damage checkpoint signaling; DNA repair
Cellular component (GO): nucleus; checkpoint clamp complex
Molecular function (GO): 3'-5' exonuclease activity
Source: RefSeq, a predicted model, not a curated record
CCGCUCCGCGCGUCACCGGAAGUGCCCGUGCCGCUUCCGGCCCCCUGUAGGCCCCGCCAGGCCUCGGUAGGCCUCCUCAGAUCCAGUCAGGCCCCGCCGGCGCCCACCAUGCCUUUCUCCACGCAGUCGCGUAGCAGUGGCGAGCAGUAUGUCCUGACGGCCAGCCUGGAUAAUGCCCGCAAUUUGUCCAGCCUCCUCAGGGCCGUCCACUUCCAGGAUCAUGCCACUUGCUUCGCCACAGCCAAUGGCCUUCAAGUGACGGUGGAGGAUGCAAAAUGUAUUCAGGCCAACGCUUUUAUCCAGGCAGAAAUUUUUCAGGAAUUUCAUGUUCAGGAAGAAUCAGUGAUGUUCCGAAUCAACUUGGCUGUUCUUCUUGACUGCUUGACCAUUUUUGGUGCCAGUUCUUUGCCAGGAUCAUCAACAGCUCUUCGGAUGUGUUAUCGUGGUUAUGGCUAUCCCUUGAUGCUGUUCUUAGAAGAAGGAGGAGUAGUGACAGUGUGCAGAAUUAACACUCAAGAACCUGAGAACUUGUUAGACUUUAAUUUCUGCAGUACCAAUGUCAUCAAUAAAAUUAUCCUGCAGUCAGAAGGGCUACGAGAAGCAUUUUCUGAGCUUGAUAUGACCAGUGAAGUUCUGCAGAUUACCAUGUCUCCAGAUAAGCCAUAUUUCAGGUUAUCCACUUUUGGAAAUGCAGGAAGUGCACAUCUGGACUAUCCCAAGGAUUCAGAUUUGAUCGAAGCAUUCCACUGUAACCAAACCCAGACAAACAGGUACAAGAUUUCUUUGCUUAAACCAUCUACAAAGGCACUGGCUUUAUCUUGUAAAGUCUCAAUUCGAACAGAUAACCGAGGAUUUCUUUCACUGCAGUAUAUGAUCAGGAAUGAAGAUGGACAGAUCUGUUUUGUAGAAUACUAUUGUUGCCCCAAUGAGGAAAUUACUGAAGCAGAAUUGUAGCUGCAUAUUCUGGUGUCUGUAUUAUAUUUAUGAAUAUAUGAAGUGUUGUAUGUUUAUAAAACUGAAUGAUAUCUGUAAAGAGAGAGA